AUGCCCCUUACUUCCGCCCACAUUGAUUGGGCUACACUUGUGAGCGCAGACCCUGACAAACACAAUGUUUACUCCCAGAACAUCGAAGUCUGCGGAUACAUUACAUCACAGCGUGCGGGACGACAGGUCAACUUUCUACAGCUGGUAGACCCUGCACUCAAGCUAGCCAUCCAGGUGGUUGCGACUACACCAGCCUCUGAACCCAACGAUGUCACGAUCGCUGCCACGUCUGGGCAAGCGGAGAUUGCUGAAGCCGAGGAAUCUGUAUCUUUCAUGGAUGCCAUCAAGAACAUCAAGGCGCAUACCCCUGUAAUUGUCAAGGGCAAGGCUAAGAAACGACAUGUUCCUCCGAAGAGUAUCGCGCCGAAGAACACUUUGGAAACACAGGCAGACAAAAAUCAGUCUAAGGAAGCUGCAAAGCCGAAAGCAAGCCCGAAACAACCCCCGAAUACAGUCAAGGCAUUUGAUCCAUUCGUUGGGGAUGUCAACCUCAUUUCCCACAUCGAGAUUCAGGAAGUUGUGUCUAUCCGGCCGCUGAAUCAGUUUCCGCGAGAUCUUAUUGCCACAACAGAGACUGUGUUUCCACCUGAACAGCGGCACCUACAGUUUCGAACCGAUCAAGGGCUUCGUCACCGUCUACAACGCCGUACACAAGUUGCCAAUCUUUGCCGACAGCAUCUUACAAGUGUUUCGUUCCAGGAGGUUGAGACUCCUCUCUUGUUCAAGUCUACUCCCGAAGGAGCGAGAGAAUUCAUAGUGCCCACACGAAAAGCCGGGUUUGCGUAUGCACUACCGCAAAGUCCUCAACAAUACAAGCAGGUGUUGAUGGCAUCGGGCUUAUCACGCUACUUCCAAUUUGCCAAAUGCUUUCGCGAUGAAGAUCUGAGGGCCGAUAGACAACCCGAAUUUACCCAGCUUGAUCUCGAAAUGUCAUUUGCAACUAGAGUAGAAGUCAUGAGCCAUGUUCAACGAAUGUUGAAACAUGUGUGGCAAAAUCUUGGGUUGAGUUACUCUUUCGUCCGGAGGCCGUUGGCCUAUUCACAAGCAAUGUCUACUUAUGGCUCCGAUAAGCCGGAUAUUCGGUUCGAUUCCCAUAUCCGCCGGGUUACUGACUGGUUUGCACCUCCCGUCGUCGCCAGACUAUCGUCUCUCGAUAAUCCUGAUGUUCAGAUGAUGAAAAUUGAUAUGCAAGGCACCAGUCCCGACAAAAGCAGUUCUUUUGUCCGAAGCUUUAUGGAUAGCCCCACUUCUUCCGCGUAUAUAAACAACCCAGCUGGCAUGCCGGGUAUCGCGAUCUAUGACCCCAGCAAACCAUUACGAGGCCUAGCCAGCUUUGAGCACGAAGGAGCUGCGAAAAUUGAGGAGGCAUUCAAACCUGAGCUUGGUGACAUUCUUAUUGCUCAGACUCGCCGCCGUGGCCGCUAUUCCGGUGGAUCGACUGUCCUUGGAAACAUCCGUCGCGAUAUACAUGCAGCUGCUAUCAAAGAAGGUCUCGUCAAAGUGCAGGACCGACUCGCAGCUCUUUGGGUAGUGGAUUUUCCCCUGUUUUCACCUCUUGAGGAAGCUGAGCCAGGUCAAGGCGGUAUGGCAGGGUUUUGUUCCACUCAUCAUCCAUUUACCGCCCCAAAGCAAGGGCAGGACCUCUCAAAGCUCAUCACUAGUCCACUUUCUGUCAUUGGAGACCACUACGAUUUGGUCGUCAAUGGCGUGGAGGUGGGUGGUGGAUCCCGCCGAAUUCAUACUGCCGAUAUGCAAGAACUGGUUUUCCGGGAUGUGCUGCAGAUGAAACAGGAGCGCAUUGAGCACUUUAGGCAUCUCCUCACUGCCCUCGAUAGUGGAUGCCCUCCACAUGCCGGAUUUGCUCUCGGCUUCGAUCGGCUUAUAGCCCUAAUGACAGGUCGGCAUAGCGUUCGAGAUGUGAUUGCGUUCCCAAAAUCAGCUGAUGGCGAAGAUAAAUUUGUAGGUUCGCCAUCACCACUGACACAUGAACAACUGGCGACUUAUCAUCUCAAAAGACUUGAGACUGUGUCGAGGGACCUCAAAAGCGCCGAGACAAACGGAGAGGCUUCUUCCAUGCCCAUCUCCAUUACAGCUUAA
Molecule: messenger RNA, 2097 nt
Organism: Exophiala bonariae
Lineage: Eukaryota; Fungi; Ascomycota; Eurotiomycetes; Chaetothyriales; Herpotrichiellaceae
Exons: 3
Coding region: 1-2097 (698 amino acids)
Biological process (GO): aspartyl-tRNA aminoacylation
Cellular component (GO): cytoplasm
Molecular function (GO): aspartate-tRNA ligase activity; ATP binding
Source: RefSeq, a predicted model, not a curated record